Molecule: messenger RNA, 516 nt
Organism: Mercenaria mercenaria
Lineage: Eukaryota; Metazoa; Mollusca; Bivalvia; Venerida; Veneridae
Product: NADH dehydrogenase [ubiquinone] 1 alpha subcomplex subunit 13-like
Exons: 5
Coding region: 67-516 (149 amino acids)
Source: RefSeq, a predicted model, not a curated record
AAUACAGACUAACUUGGAGCCGUAUACAUUUGGAAAUCCGUGGAAUAUACCGAGGCAACUUCCAACAUGGCGACUUAUCGUCAGGAUAGAGCGCCUCCAGGAGGUUACAAGGACAUUGACUGGACCAGAGUUACAAGAAAAAGAGUUAGUGGUGUUAAAAUACUUGGAGGCAUACUUGCAAUGAAAGCAGUAGGCUUCACUUGGUUGUACUUUGUACAAAAAAAACAGAGGUUAGAAUGGGUUGAAGAAUACGACAGUAGAGUAGCACUUGUACCCUUCAUCACUGCAGAAUCGGAUAGAUUAAAUUUGAAGCAGUUUAUGAACAUGAGAGCUGAGGAGAAAGAUAUCAUGAAGGACAUACCAAACUGGGAUUUGGGCAAAUGGAAGGGAGAGAAAGUAUACCAUAACGAACAGAAUAUGUUUGAUGCAAUGAUGCAAAAUGAGAGGUCUUUACACGAGGACAAAGUUAGUUUUAGAGAAAGAAUUCGGACAUGGAGGGGUUUAAACCCAAUUUAA